GGUUCAGUCCGUCGCACACAAGUGACGUCGUGCCGUUUAAAUAAAGUUUUUGUAGGGUUUUGCGUCAACGCUUCGAUCAUGGCCGCCGUAGACGUGGAAGACGAGAGUAUCCUGGCCUCGAUCUUUAAAGACAGCUUUCCUGAGAACUGGAGAGAGAAGCCGGACUUCGCGGCGUAUUUGUCGCAGCUGAGCUCUUGCGGCGUGGAUGAGCUGAACCGGGAGCCGGAGCGUCUGGCGGAGGAGCGGGCGCAGAUCCUGCAGCAGACUCGCGAGCUGGCCUUCACCAACUACAAGACGUUCAUCAGGACCGCGGACUGCACACAGCACAUCUACACCGACUUCAGCACGGUGGAGAACUGCCUCUCCAAACUACUGCACAAGCUCCCCAGCUUCACUGAGAGAUGCAGAGGUUUUAUAAAGGAGGCAGAGGAGAUCAGCGUCAGCAGGCGUAUGAACAGCCUGACACUGAAUCGACACACUGAGAUCUUGGAGAUUCUGGAGAUCCCUCAGCUGAUGGACACGUGCGUGCGUAACGGAUACUACGAGGAGGCGCUGGAGCUCGCCGCUUAUGUGAAGAGACUGGAGAAAAAACAUUCAUCACUUCCUGUCAUUCAGGGAAUUGUGCACGAGGUUCGACUGUCUGCUCAGCUCAUGCUGAACCAACUUCUUCAGCAGCUGCGUAGUAAUACACAGCUGCCGGUUUGCCUGCGCGUGAUCGGAUACUUGCGCAGAAUGGAUGUUUUCACCGAAGCCGAGCUGCGUGUCAAGUUCCUGCAAGCCCGUGGAAGUUGGCUGCGAUCCAUUCUCGCCGCCAUCCCAGACGAAGACCCGUACUUCCACAUUACCAAAACCAUCGAAACCUGCCGUGUGCAUCUCUUCGACAUCAUCACCCAGUAUCGUGCCAUAUUCUCCGACGAGGAUCCGUUGCUGCCGCCCGGCGGUCAGGCAUUGAACGAGAGCGCCAUCUUUCACGGAUGGGUGGUGCAGCAGGCGGCGCAGUUCUUGGAGACCCUCGAUCGGGACCUCCAGCGUGGGGUGGGAAGCCGUUUGGACUCUCUGCUCGGCCAGUGCAUGUACUUCGGGCUUUCCUUUAGCCGGGUCGGGGCAGAUUUCCGUGGCCAACUCGCUCCCAUAUUUCAGCAGGUUGCCAUGGAGACGUUCCGAAAGGCUGUUCAGGAAGCAGUGGACAAGUUCCAAGAGGAUAUGAACUUGUACACACUAAUUUCUCUGCCGUCGAUACUUGGAAGCACCAUUCCGCCGGCGGUCCCGAGCACCCAGCCGGGCACACUGCAGCCCCCCAUGGCCCUGCUGGAUUUCCCACCUCUAGCCUGCUUCCUCAAUAACCUCCUGACAGCCUUCAAUGACUUAAGACUGUGCUGCCCUAUUGGACUCGCACAGGAAGUUAGUAGAUGUGUUGAGGAAGCCCUUAUUAAGGUGACCAAGUUGAUCCUGGUUUUCCAUCGAGCUGAGGAAUCUGCCUUCAGUAGCCGUGAACGAGAGUUAUUCGUUCAGUUCUGCAGUGCAUUUGCUGAAGACAUGGUGCCUUUCUUGAACCGAUGUUUACAAGUUCUCUUUCCUCCAGCCCAGCUUGCUCUCAUACUGGGCGUUCCACCAACCCAGGUUUAUAAAUAUGGCAGUCUUGGCUGCAUCGAUGUGAACGCAGUUCUGGAGCCGCUGGAGUUUGUUCUGCCACAGAAGGAGCCCGUGACCUCUGUCCUGGAUCUCUGCACUGAUCUGGGCAGCCUGACCACAGCUGAAUCAGAUCCCUCGACUACACUCAAACCCGUAACACCUCAUGAAGAAAAACCUGUACUGUCUGAACAACAAGAGCCUGUGUCAGCAUCUGAUCCUCAUCUUUCUCAAAAAGAGAACAUUUCUGCUGAAGCAGUCAGUACCGAGCAAAACAACCCAAUCCUGGAGCCUGAAAUGAACUUUGAUGUACAGGACUUGACUGGACCAGAUGAUUUGUCCACAACAGAUAUUAAUGUUGAGGAGAUGUCAAAAUAAUAAUAAUAAAAAUAAAAAAACACUACAUGCAGGGUGUGUUUUUAGGGGUCCUAAAAAAUUAUGCUUUGUUUUGAUAGCAAAUAACAAUCUGGACAUACUUUUACCAGGGCUUGGUUUGCAGCUUUAUUU
Messenger RNA from Onychostoma macrolepis, 2136 nucleotides. RefSeq names its product component of oligomeric golgi complex 8 (gene cog8). The record is from RefSeq and is a predicted model, not a curated record. Bases 79 to 2007 code for a protein of 642 amino acids. Gene Ontology annotation, cellular component: COG complex. The transcript has 5 exons. Gene Ontology annotation, biological process: intra-Golgi vesicle-mediated transport. Lineage: Eukaryota; Metazoa; Chordata; Actinopteri; Cypriniformes; Cyprinidae.